This is a messenger RNA of Antechinus flavipes (yellow-footed antechinus), 1654 nucleotides long. It is a transcript of the gene DKK4, whose product is annotated as dickkopf WNT signaling pathway inhibitor 4. Gene Ontology annotation, molecular function: co-receptor binding; receptor antagonist activity. Lineage: Eukaryota; Metazoa; Chordata; Mammalia; Dasyuromorphia; Dasyuridae. Gene Ontology annotation, cellular component: extracellular region. Gene Ontology annotation, biological process: multicellular organism development; negative regulation of canonical Wnt signaling pathway. The record is from RefSeq and is a predicted model, not a curated record. Bases 1 to 666 code for a protein of 221 amino acids. The transcript is spliced from 4 exons.
AUGGUGGUAGUCUUCCUGCUGGGACUGAGUUAUGUGUGCGCUCCCCUGGGAGCCUUGGUUCUGGAUUCUAACACCAUCAAGAGUUCUGCCGAAGUGCAAGACCCUCGGAAGGCUUCUUUACAGUGCUUGAAUGACAAUGAUUGUGGUGCCAAAAAAUUCUGCCUCAAAUCCAGAGAUGAAAAGCCAUUCUGUGCCAUGUGCCGGGGGCUACGGAGACGAUGCCAGCGGAAUAGCAUGUGUUGCCCAGGGACUCUCUGCGUCAAUGAUGUUUGCACCCUCCUUGAAGAGACAACCCCAAUUCUGGAGAGAAAUAAUGACCAAGAUAUCUUGGAUUCUAAGGUGACAACUCAGCAUCCAAUUCAAGAAAGCAAACCGAAAAAGAAACCCAACACUAACAAAUCUCAAGGCAGCAAAGGGCAAGAAGGUGAAAGCUGUUUACGAACUUUUGACUGUAAUCCUGGACUUUGCUGUGCUCGUCAUUUUUGGACAAAAAUUUGUAAGCCAGUCCUCUUGGAGGGGCAAGUUUGUUCUAGACGUGGUCAUAAAGAUGGUGCUCAAGCUCCAGAAAUUUUCCAGCGCUGUGACUGUGGUCCUGGACUGUUUUGCCGAAGUCAAAGUACUGGGCCUCGAAAACAUUCACGUUUAAGAGUUUGCCAAAAAAUCUAGUUUCUAAAUACUUUAAAAUUUUGUGGAAACACAAAACUCAAAACUGAUUCUUAAAGCCCUUAAUAGACAUUUCUUGUAAUAGGAUCAUGCAACACUUGAAGUAAGUUAAAGGUAGACUAACUGUAUGAUACUUUGGAAUUACUACUGUAAACCAUGGUGGAAAAGGAGAUGAUUGUGUUCUUCAAUGUACAUGAACACUGAGGUCCCUGAAAACAAACAAAAAAAAAUGUAGUUUUAACCUGGUGACUCAAUUAAUAACCAUUAAGUGGUUCCUUGACAGAAAUGGAAGCAAAGUGAAGGGGUCUAAAGGCAAAGGUAAAUUAAUUCCUAAAGAUUUACAGUAAAAAUAAUCCCUGCAAAUAUUGGCAAACCAAACAUCUGCUGUUUUGAUAUCGAUUUGUCAUUCACUAAGGCACAAAUGCCAUAUCAUCAUGCUUAGGUGAAACUAUGAUCGUUUAAAUCAAAUACAGUUUUAGAAAAAAGAAUUUUAUACAGCAGAUGACUUUUUUUUGUGUGUUGUGGAAUUUUAACUCCUACGGAAUUCUAGAGCAGAAAAUACACAUUUCACUUCAAAAAACUUAGCUUUCGAUCUUUAUCCAUAAUACCUAAAUGAUAAUGCCAAGAAAAAGUGAAGAGGACAUAAUUUAAUCGUUGUAAACAUUGAAAGAUGAACUAGUUUGAUUUAGAAGCCAAUUUACUGGUGCUAAUUUCUUUUCAAGAGAAAUUGCAGCUGUUUAAUUUAUAAAUAUUAGUUAUGACUUAAAAUAGUAAGAAUAAAAUAGACUUUUAAAAUUUCCUAAUUUCUAAAAGAUGACAUUGUUUCUUGAAGUCCAGACACAAGGUAGUUUGGCAGAAGCACAGUUAUGGUCUAGGAAACAGCACUGAGAAAUCCUUCUUAAAUGGGGCAAAAAGAGGCAGAGUAAAAUUUUUAGGAGAGUUCAAAAAUUAGGAGACUUCAAUUAAUUUUCCUUCUCUCUCUCUUCAUGGC